Erinaceus europaeus (western European hedgehog) is the source of this 1590-nucleotide messenger RNA. It is a transcript of the gene CHGA, whose product is annotated as chromogranin A. Gene Ontology annotation, cellular component: chromaffin granule. NCBI's taxonomy places the organism in Eukaryota, Metazoa, Chordata, Mammalia, Eulipotyphla, Erinaceidae. Gene Ontology annotation, biological process: defense response to bacterium; negative regulation of insulin secretion; negative regulation of catecholamine secretion. The transcript has 8 exons. The coding region runs from base 120 to 1343 and encodes 407 amino acids. The record is from RefSeq and is a predicted model, not a curated record.
AAAGCGCCACUCCCACCCCACCGCAGCUGCAGUGCAGGUUCCCUGCGAGGCCGCGGACCCGGGAGGGACACUCGCGCCUGGCCGCCUGUGACCUGCAGCUGCUCGGACCCGGGACCGCCAUGCACCCCGCCGCUGUCCUGGCGCUUCUGCUCUGCGCCGGGCAAGCCUUCGCCCUCCCUGUCGGCAGCCCAGCGGAUAGAGGGGACCCAGAGGUGAUGAAGUGCGUCAUUGAAGUCAUCUCUGACACGCUCUCCAAGCCCACCCCCAUGCCCGUCAGCCAGCACUGUUUUGAGACCCUCCGUGGAGACGAGCGCAUCCUGUCAGUCCUGAGACAUCAGAACCUGCUGAAGGAGCUACAAGACCUCGCUCUCCAAGGUGCCAAGGAACGGACACAGCAGAAGCACAGCGGCCUGGAGGAGGCUCUGGGCGCACAGGGCAACCGUGCCCUGUGGAAGGAAGGCCCGGCAGAGGGGCCCAAGGAGGCUGAGAAGAGAGGCGGUGACGGAGACCACGGCAGGGGCGCAGGCGGACCCCAGGUCCCCGCAGAGCCCGCCCCCCGGUCCAGCACGGAGGAGGACAAGCAGGCCCCCAGGGAGGAGGAGGCCACCACCACCCACCCGCCGCCCAGCCUCCCCGGCCAGAAGCGCCCAGGCCUGCCAGCCAAGGGGGGCGCCAAGGCCCCUUCCCCUGACCUGGCGGACGGGGAGAAGGGUGUGAGGGCUGAAGGGGGGCAGCAGAAAGAGCACCAGGAGGAGGAGGCUGGAGAGAAGGCCGGCUCUGAGGACGAGGGCCCCCCCGCCACCGCCGACCCCCACCCGACCUCUGGCCAUAAGGAUGGUUGGCCCGGGGACCAGGCCAGGGACGGAGCCGGGAAGAUGGGCGCAGAGAAGCUCCCCAGCGGGAAGGAGUGGGAGCGUCCCCGGCAGCAGGAGCCGGGGGCAGGGGCCCCCCAAGGCCUCUUCCAGGGCGGCAGGAAGCUGGGGCAGCUGGCCAAGGAGUGGGCAGACACCAGGCGCUGGAGCAGGCUGGGGCAGCUGGCCGAGGAGCGGACGGCGGGGGCGUACGAGGAGCCCGACCGCUCCAUGAAGCUCCCCUUCCAGGCCCCGGCCUACGACCUCCGGGGCCUCGGGCCGCUGCCCCCUCGGGGCUGGGGGCCGUCCUCCCAGGAGGACCACGGGGAGGCCAGCCUGCCCCUCCAGCUGCGUGGCUACCCAGAGGAGAAGAAGGAGGAGGAGGGUAGCGCCAACCGCAGGCCCGAGGACCAGGAGCUGGAGAGCCUGUCGGCCAUCGAGGCGGAGCUGGAGAAGGUGGCCCGCCAGCUGCAGGCCCUGCGGCAGGGCUGAGGCCCCGCGGUCCCAGAGGCCCCCGGCUCCCUUGAGGGCCUGGCGGCCAGCGGGGGGCUGCCUCCUGGGGGGGUCCUCUGUCCCCUCCGUCCUCCCACCCCGAGAGCCCCUCGAAGGCUGAGCCCCCGACAGGCGGCGCCACAGGGGAACAACCGUAGUUAAGUCCCGGCCUUCUGGUGAGAGUUGAGCACCCAGCUGUAUUUACUCUAAAACCAAGGAGGAAUAAACCCGCUUGCUCUGGGCUGUC